Molecule: messenger RNA, 1464 nt
Organism: Microcebus murinus (gray mouse lemur)
Lineage: Eukaryota; Metazoa; Chordata; Mammalia; Primates; Cheirogaleidae
Gene: FRG1
Product: FSHD region gene 1
Cellular component (GO): nucleolus; catalytic step 2 spliceosome; striated muscle dense body
Molecular function (GO): actin filament binding
Source: RefSeq, a predicted model, not a curated record
ACGCUGAUAAACUUGGCCCUCUGCGCUUGCGGUAGCGCCCCUGACAGUAAACAGGAAAUAGAAUUCUCUAUUCCCGACUCUCAAUGUUCGGGCGAGAAAGGCAAAGGACCCGGUAGAGAAGCCUGGUGGCUACCGACGUUUCGCAUGCUUUCCUGGAGUUUGCACUUGGCCUCCACCUUUGUCCCCCCGCUCCCCGGCCGCUUCUGCUCCAGGUCAGGUAUUUGGUCUCUUCAGAACCAUGGCGGAAUACUCCUAUGUGAAGUCCACCAAACUCGUGCUCAAGGGGACGAAGGCUAAGAGUAAGAAGAAAAAGAGCAAAGAUAAGAAGAGAAAAAGAGAAGAGGAUGAAGAAACCCAACUUGAUAUUGUUGGAAUCUGGUGGACAGUAACAAACUUUGGUGAAAUUUCAGGAACCAUAGCCAUUGAAAUGGAUAAAGGAACCUAUAUACAUGCACUUGACAAUGGUCUUUUUACACUGGGAGCUCCACAUAAAGAAGUUGAUGAGGGCCCUAGUCCCCCAGAGCAGUUCACAGCUGUCAAAUUGUCUGAUUCCAGAAUUGCCCUAAAAUCUGGCUAUGGAAAAUACCUUGGUAUAAAUUCAGAUGGACUUGUUGUUGGGCGUUCAGAUGCAAUUGGACCAAGAGAACAGUGGGAACCAGUCUUUCAAGAUGGGAAAAUGGCUUUAUUGGCCUCGAAUAGCUGCUUUAUUAGAUGCAAUGAAGCAGGUGAUAUAGAAGCAAAAAGUAAAACAGCAGGAGAAGAAGAAAUGAUAAAGAUUCGGUCCUGUGCUGAAAGAGAAACCAAGAAAAAAGAUGACAUCCCAGAAGAAGACAAAGGAAAUGUGAAACAGUGUGAAAUCAAUUAUGUAAAGAAAUUUCAGAGCUUCCAAGACCACAAACUUAAAAUAAGUAAAGAAGACAGUAAAAUUCUUAAAAAGGCUCGGAAAGAUGGAUUUUUGCACGAGACGCUUCUGGACAGGAGAGCCAAAUUGAAAGCUGAUAGAUACUGCAAAUGACCAGGAUUUUUGUUUCUUCUUUAUCUUUUUGUUUUUUCUGAAUAAAAUAUGCAGUGGAAGUGUUUUUACAGAGUUCUUGAGCUGUUACAAAAUUAUUGUUUAACUAGUAGCUAGUUUAACCAAGAUUAAACAAGUUUAAUCAAGAUUCUUUUUUUUUUUGAGACAGAGUCUCACUCUGUUGCCUGAGCUAGAGUGCCAUGGCGUCAGCCUUGCUCACAGCAACCUCAAACUCCUGGGCUCAGGCGAUCCUCCUGCCUCUGCCUCCUGAGUGUUCCAAAUCCAGGUUGUGUAUCAGGUGCCUGGCUUUCACCAUGGAAGUUCUGACUCCAGACUGAGCUCAGACAUCUGUGUGCUUUUAAAAGUCCAUGUUGUGACCUGUCCCAAGAGGGUAACUGCAGGUGUUUGGGGGCAAGUCCCUCCAUGGAAAUAAAGUGCUCAAGUAACUUGUA